Molecule: messenger RNA, 1080 nt
Organism: Cyanidioschyzon merolae strain 10D
Lineage: Eukaryota; Rhodophyta; Bangiophyceae; Cyanidiales; Cyanidiaceae
Exons: 1
Coding region: 1-1080 (359 amino acids)
Biological process (GO): DNA repair
Molecular function (GO): polynucleotide 3'-phosphatase activity; ATP-dependent polydeoxyribonucleotide 5'-hydroxyl-kinase activity; double-stranded DNA binding
Source: RefSeq, a predicted model, not a curated record
AUGCUCAAGAGGAAGCUUGGAACUCGACUUUUCGUGGGUCCAACUUUGGUUCUGGUUCAGCAGCGACCGACGCCGGCAAACACGUGUGCUCGACGACUUUGCUGCAAGAGCAGGGAGCCCGCUGCGCGGCGACACUGCAAAGUGACGCUGGCUCUGAGCGAGCACCCUCUACGCCAGACAUUGUUUUCUGGCGAUAUGCGGACCAGCACUGCCUCAGGGAACAACCCAGCUCGCCAAACGGUACAGUUGGUACACCGUUUACAGAGGCUUUUCGUUUCGAUCCGGAGCGCUGUCCGAGCGCCACUGCUUUCGCGAACAGACGGCACUUCGGACCUGGAGCGGUUGCGCCCGCAACAGUCGGUUCUGGCCAGUAAGGAGCGUGGAGAGCUGCACGUGAGCUGCCUAUCAUCGACUGCGUGUUCGCCGAGCAACACCGACGACACUGCUGGUCACGACUGCGACAUCGGGCGCACCCGCGAAGCUGAUCAACGCUGGGGUGUGGCUGCGCCGCUGACCGAGGUGACAGCAGCCAGUUCCGAGUUUCAAUACAGGUCCUCGGAGGAGCAACUCCAGAGCUCGGGGAGAGCGCAUCGGUCCCGCGUAGUCCUACUCUGUGGCAUUCCUGGAUCGGGAAAGUCGACAUUCGCGAAACUCGUGUUAAAACACGGAGGUGAAAACUGGGUACGAGUCAGCCAGGAUGAUCUCGGAUCUCGGCAGGAGUGUGAGCGCAUGAUGCAGGAGGCGCUCACGUCUGAUCCUCCUCGCCACGUCAUUGUCGACCGGUGCAACGUGGAUAGCGCACAACGAGCGGUCUGGAUAGCGAUUGCAGCGCAAGCGAAUGCCUACCCCGUAGGCGUUCUCGUUUUCCCGGUUCCACUGGAUGAAUGCAUACGGAGAGUGCUUUUGCGGGGACCCAAUCACCCGACUCUUUUUGAAAGCACCGAGAACGAUGUGGUGAAAGUGGUGACGUCGUUUGCAGGCAAAUGGGAAAAUCCGUCACCUGGUGAAGGAAUCGGUUUCUGUCGAAUCGUUGCAUCGCCAGCGGAUGAAGAGCGCGUCAUGGCGGAGCUCCUUUGCUGA